Gambusia affinis (western mosquitofish) is the source of this 2781-nucleotide messenger RNA. RefSeq names its product C-X-C chemokine receptor type 3-like. NCBI's taxonomy places the organism in Eukaryota, Metazoa, Chordata, Actinopteri, Cyprinodontiformes, Poeciliidae. Gene Ontology annotation, cellular component: membrane. The transcript is spliced from 4 exons. Gene Ontology annotation, molecular function: C-X-C chemokine receptor activity. The record is from RefSeq and is a predicted model, not a curated record. Gene Ontology annotation, biological process: chemotaxis; regulation of leukocyte migration; G protein-coupled receptor signaling pathway. The coding region runs from base 130 to 1248 and encodes 372 amino acids.
GGGAACUCAAUCAGUACCAACCACAACCAGGAUCACUCCCUCCCUUCAACAUCUGCUCUCCUUUCCAGAACCGCUGAGGACCAAAAGAAUCGAUUCACUUGGGAUCAACAAUCUCAACAGAUGUGAAUUAUGGAAGUUGCUGUGACAUCAUCAGAUGAACGUCCAUGGUGGAGUGAUCUAGUAGAUUAUUUACCUGAUUACUAUGGCAACGAUUCGUUUUAUGAAGACAACAGUUACGAGGAUGGUGAUGUUUGUGACCUGACCAAGAGUAUUAAUUUUGAGGCGGUGUUCAUCCCAGUUCUGUACUCAGUGGUGUUUGUUGUUGGAAUCCUGGGAAAUGGAUUGUUGAUAUCCGUGCUAAUGAAGAACAGGAAGACCUGGAGCGUGACAGACACCUUCAUCCUUCACCUGGCUUUGGCGGAUGUCCUGCUGCUGUUGCUGCUGCCUCUCUGGGCUGUACAGUCUGCAAGCCUGGCUGGAUGGCCCUUUGGCACCCAGCUCUGCAAGAUCACUGGAGCUGUUUUUACAGUCAGCUUGUAUUGUGGGAUUUUCCUCCUUGCUUGCAUCAGUGUGGACCGCUACUUUUUCAUUGUCCAUUCUACCAAGAUGUACACUCGCAGGAAGCCCGGGGUGGUUCAAGCCAGCUGCUUGGUGGUGUGGUUAGUCUCCCUUAUCCUCUCCAUCCCUGACUGGUACUUUUUAGAAGCCGUGGAAGAUGUCAGACGAAGCAGAACAGAGUGUGUUCAUAACUACCUUAAGAUUAGUCCAGAAUAUUUCUAUAUCUUGAGAAUGGCAGCCCGGUGGCUGUACCACACAAUGGGCUUCCUACUUCCUUCAUUUGUUUUGAUCUUUUGCUACUCCUGCAUUCUGUUGCAGCUGGGAUGUGGCACCAAAGGCCUUCAAAAGCAGAGAGCUUUCAAAGUCAUAAUAGCUGUGGUAGCUGUUUUCUUUCUCUGCUGGACUCCACUGAAUAUCACGCUCCUUGUGGACACAAUUCACCAAAACAACGACAAUGGAAUAGCAUGUGGAACAAGAACAUCUCUGCAGAUAGCUCGGCUUGUGUCUGAGAGUUUGGGAUACCUUCACUGCAGCCUUAAUCCUAUCCUGUAUGCCUUCAUAGGUCUGAAGUUCCAACAUCAGCUGCUGAAUAUCCUGAGGUCUAUGGGCUGCAAACUGAAGACAAGUUUAAAAUCUGAAUCUUCCUUUUGGUCUGAGUCAGCUGACGCUUCCAACUCCAUUGAAAUCUGAAAGACUACAUUGAGGAGCUUCAAUGUACUCAUCAGAGGCAUAAUAUAAUAACUUUUACCAUUUUUGUCUAAAGGAAUAGCCAAAUAUUUGAUGAUCCUGAUCUGUUGGAGUUAAGAUGUGUCUAAAGGUUGCAGCCAGACAGUAGCUCUUGAAGACUCGACUUGAGCACCACUGCCUUACAGCUUCUAGUCAAGAACUAUGCUGUGAAACUAAAAAAGCAUUUUUGCUCAGUCAUAUUAAACCUCCUGUUUUCCUUUCAUUAUGUAGAAAAAUUUAUUGGUUGCGAUCACAUGUACAUAUUUUUCAUUUACUCCAAUGUUAUUUCUUUUACAGCUUGCAUAUUUAUACUUUGUCUUUAUGUUGCAAAGGGUUGAAAACCAAAGUCAAAAUUCUUGUUUGUUUAUACAAUCUAGGUGAGUAGAGCUGAUUCUGAUUCUAAUUUUCUAUUUCUAAAAUUUUACAAACAAGACACAUCUGCUCCAAAAAUGGUUUCACAAAGGAAAAGGAAUCUCUUUCUCUCUACUGGUGCAGGCUGCACAAAUUAAAACAAGGGAUUUCACUUUGAGAUUUAAGAGGAUUUAUCUCUCAUAUGAUGCAAGACAGAAAGAAAGCUAAUGACAAAUUGUCUCAAGCAGAAAUCAAAUCACACUGAACCAGAUACUUUUUAUCACAGUUUCUGUUUGUGGUGAAUAAAUUGCUUCUGUUAAAUUUUGUAAGCAGAUAAAAUAAUAAUAAAAAAAACACAUUUAUUAUACAGUUUUUGUUUGCUAGUACCAGUCCCUCAAAGACAAAAUGAUUUUUAUUUUUAAAACAAACUGCUCUUAUGACUCAUUUACGGAUAUCAAUAUGCAGUGUAACUUUUAUUAUGUUUCAUUUUCUACAGUCUAAAGUAAAUAAAUUUUGAAAUAUGGACAUAAGCCAAUCUGUUUUUCUGAACUAUGAAUGUUUUCAAGAAGAGAAACUUUGGCUCAGUUGCAGAGUGAAGAUGAUGGAACGCUUUUUGAAAAUCAGUUUCAGACGUGGAGCUGUUUGGAUCAUUCUUAAUUCAUUCCACAUUUUUUAUCUGGAGUUCAAGUUCACCAGCAGCCAGACUGUAAGAUAGACAGAGAGAGAGAGAGAGAGAGAGAGAGAGAGAGAGAGAGAGAGAGAGAGAGAGCACAGCCAGCAUUAGUUCUUAGAAAAACAUCGGUUGAAUCGGUUUUAUUAUGUAUGUCUACUAAGCAUUUAGAAUCAUCCACAAACAUCUCACUGUUUAUUUUAGACGUAUUUAGUAAUAAAUGUAUGUGUGAGAAAAUUUCAAAAAAUUUGACACUUCAAGUAUGUAUUGCGUCUUAAAAAGUUGAAAGAAUAGAAAAGUAUUAAAAUAAUAUAUUCAUUUAAAAGAACAUUCAUGUUUCAUGUAAUCCUUGAUAUUGUGGUUUUUGUGUUCAUUGAAAGUGAAGAUGGUUAACAGUUUGAUGUCAGAGAUAUGGAAGAAUUACACCACUUUGUAUUUUUUUAUCUCUUUUUUGAAUAAAAAAGUUUUACAUUGGA